This is a messenger RNA of Penicillium samsonianum, 2382 nucleotides long. RefSeq lists its product as uncharacterized. The record is from RefSeq and is a predicted model, not a curated record. Gene Ontology annotation, molecular function: zinc ion binding; DNA-binding transcription factor activity, RNA polymerase II-specific. Gene Ontology annotation, biological process: regulation of DNA-templated transcription. The transcript is spliced from 5 exons. NCBI's taxonomy places the organism in Eukaryota, Fungi, Ascomycota, Eurotiomycetes, Eurotiales, Aspergillaceae. The coding region runs from base 1 to 2382 and encodes 793 amino acids.
AUGGACUGUGGAAGUACUGGGACCGCUGCGGGGAUCGACCCCAAAAUCUUGGACAAUUGGCAAACUGAGGGCUCCUUUUCCGUCGCCUCAUGGGAGCAUCUGGGUUAUGACCAACCCCCCGAGUGGGACACCAGCCAGGAAUCGAGCCAAUGCGACGCGGAUAUCGCGGACUUAGGCACCUUCCAUGGCCCAUUGCCUGGUGAAUUCCGUCGUAUGGAGAACAGAAAGCACGAUGUAGCACCCGAGAACUUGAACUAUCCCGAUGGCCUCGUCGAGGGCACUGCCAGUGGCACUCUUAGCCCCAAGACCAUUCCAUCUUCCGCCGACGAAAAUUACCAUUCGGACGAGGCUUGGCCACACUUUCAACUGUACAACUCAGUGGCCAUGCCAAUGGAUGCAUCUCUUCUCUACCCCUACGCGAAAGCACCGAGCCACUCGAAUGGCGCCGUCAUUGUUGAUGAUGUUGGGGAGAUGCCUCACGGCGGUUUCUCGGAUGCCCCGGCAGAGGGCAUCAUGUCAUAUCAGCAGAUUUCGCAGUCCUUUCCCAUGAUCCCCGAGGAGUGGACUGAAAUCCAACAUGGCAUCCCCGUAGACAAUAUGCCUCCGCCGCAAGAGUCCAUGCCACUCUCAGUUGACACACAGGAGAAUCCCAAGGAUCACUCCCUGUCGGGGUUCCAGACUUCUAUCAGAUCGCUGGAAUCGCGAUGGCUUAAUAGUCUGGAAUCCCAACUGCCCACCCAACAGAUCGCGCCGGUCUCUCAAACUGUUGGCCCGCGAAACGCACAAAUGGGGCAGGAGUUCCAAUUCAAAUCUGAAAACUCUUCGGUGUCGGGCGAUUUGUCGGGAAUAUACGAGUGCUCCUACUCCGCCACUAGCGACGAGGCCCCGGCAUUUGCGGACCGUCAGUUGGAAGACGACGAUGUCCAGUGGAAGACCUCACCGCAUGAAUCCAGUUCACCGGAGGGGUCACAGCCUGCAUUCAAAACCACUGCCUUCAUGGUGAGUGAGGCUCCCGCGGAGUCUUUAGUCUCCACUGUUCCUUCAAGGUCGAGGGCUUCGUCGACUGCUGGCCAGCGUGCCGGUCGACCGGCGCCACUUGCCAUGCAGACCUCAGCUACAGUCAAGAAGCGAAAGGCCAGAAACCCUGCUUCAAUGGAUCAGGGCAUCGCAAGGCCCUUGCAAAUUGUCCAGGAGGAUGGCCAAGGUGGCUCCAUUGCGUCUGCGGACUUUGUCUCGCCCCCACGUGGCGCCCGUCGCAAGGGCCCAUUGAGUAUGGUUGGACGGGCCAAUGCAGGCCUGCGCAGGAAAAACAAGGAUACUUGUGUUCAGUGUCGACUGAACAAGCGCAAGUGUGAUGGAAGCGCCCCUUGCGAUGCUUGUCGCCCGACACUUCAUGAGCAACCAUGCGCUCGUGCAUGCUUCUCCAGUAUUGUCGAGUUUGGAACCUGCAACUACAUCUCCCAACGAGCUGUCAACCACCCUACGAUGGAUGGUUCCAACCGAGUCCGGAUGGAGAUUCCAUCUGAAUUUGACCUCAGUCAACUCUUGUCUUUGCUCGCCGAGCGCCAGGGGCGGUUCAACAUCCGUGCUAGCCAGGCCUGGGGCUCUCUCUAUGUCCUCGAUCUGGGAGAGACCUACAAGUUCCUGAAGACCCUGAGCGAGUACAACGGCAACUCGAAGUCAACUUUCCUCGAGUUCAUCGACCGACGAAUUGUUGACUCGAAGGACAAGUCCAAGAACUGGCUGUCCUGCGUUGCCGACUGCGACCCAAUGAACCAAGCCUAUACCCUCCUCUCCCAGUGGAACAACAUGCCCAGCCGCGCUAAAUACAGCUUCGUAUCCCUCGACCCGACAGCCGAAGAACGAACAAUGGACAUAAACAACCCAGAAGACCAACGCGAGAUCCUCCUCGCGGCGCAACUCUCCCGAAUCUUCUGCCGCAUGCUCGAAGUCGAAGGCUUCCGCAAGCUCGAGCGCGACUUCUACAACAUAAAGUGGAAGCAGAUCUCCCACGAGACGCACGUCCGCUUCCUCGGCGAACUCGGCCACAUCCUGCUAACGCUGCGGUGGCGCGUGAGCUGGUGGAAGCGUCUCGGCGACGGCGGCCGGAACCCCGAUCCCACCCAGCAGCACUACGUCGACCGCGUUGAGCUGCUCUGCCGCAUCCUAUACGUCUACUACACAUGCGUGAUGGCAAAGCUGCCCUCCUGGUCGGCGGCCGAUGUCCCCAAGGGCAUCUGGUCGACGUAUGCGGACUCGGAAAAUGCCGUCUGGGAUGAUUUCCCUUCGGACUCCAGUGACGGUGGCUUCAAUGGUUGGAUGGAGCGUGGCCAGGACCUGAUUGAGCAGGCUGGUGUUCCGAGCCGCAUCUCGAAGUUCUGA